AAUGCCUAAACCAGUGCCUCCGUGGCGCCAACCGCCAAAAUGUCUCACACUCUCCUAGCCCCACGUCCCCUUCCUUCCGGCUUCCUUCAGCCUCGCACCGCAGCCGCCGGUGUGCAAAGUCACCGUUCGUUCCUUCUAGCUUUGCACGUGCGGGCAUCAAUGCAAGUGUGUGUUCACAUCACACUUCACUGGUGGCCGGGGCCCUGGUGUCGACGAAGACGGCCACCACGACCUGCUCUGCUUGUGGUCUUCUCCCCGCCCGCCGCAUUGACUUUGACGCCACCAACUCAUCUCAAAGCGAUGCGCCUCACUGCCCACUGCCACUGCCACUGCUGAGCUUCGCCUCGGUCGCUAUACAUAUCCGGCGGCGUGCCAAGUUGAUCCGGACCGGCGCACUGAGCACCACUACUGCCUGCGUUUGGAGCACCUUAGCACCAGCAGCAGCAUGGCGGAGACGGCGAUCACCACGGUGCUGGCCAAGGUGGCGGAGCUGGUGGCGUGGGAGGCGGCGGUGCUGCUGGAGGUGGGCGACGACGUGCGCCUCCUCCGCGACAAGCUCGAGUGGCUCCACACCUUCAUCCGCGACGCCGACCGCCGCCGCCGCCUCCGCGACGACGAGUUCGUCGCCGUCUGGGUGCGCCAGACCCGCGACGUCGCCUUCGAGGCCGAGGACGCGCUCGACGACUUCCUCCACCGCGCCGUCCGGAGGCGGAGGACGCCCGCCCUGGGUUCCCGGUGCGCCAUCGGUGCGGGGUCGUGGUGGUGGCCCGGCCGGUGCGCCGGCCAGGUCGCGCUCCGCCACUACCUCUCGGGGCGUAUCCGCCAGAUCAGGAAGCGGCUCGAUGAGAUCUCCGAGAACCGCGCUGUCUACAACAUCGAGCACACGCCCGCGCCGGCCUGGGCCGCCGCCGCCUCCUCCGCCACCACCCUUGCCGCCUGGGACGAUCUGGAGGAGUACACGGUUGGGCUGGACAAGUACAGCGACAUGCUCAAGGAGCAGCUCCUCGACGACUCCGUCCCCGCGCGCGCGCUCGUGGCAAUCGCCGGCGAGAGCAGCAUUGGCAAGACGACGCUCGCCCGGAAGGUGUAUCAGAGCCUCGAGGUCCGCAACCACUUCGAGAUCCGCACGUGGACGGUGCUCCCGCACAAGUGCCGCGCCGCCGACGUCCUCCGCGACAUCCACCGGCAGAUGACCAACCAGCUGCGGCGAGCCCCGUCCGCGUCCAAGCAGGCCGCGGAAGACGCCUGCGACGGCGACAAAGCCUUCGGGUCAGGAAAGGACAUCAGCAACCAGCUGCACAAGAGCAUGACCGGGAGGCGGUACCUCGUGGUCGUCGACGGCAGCGUGUCCGUCAUGGACUGGAACAGCCUGCGAGCCUCCCUCCCCGACGAGGGCAACGGCAGCAGGGUGCUCCUGAUCACGGACCCGGAUGGCCUGGAGGUGGUCGGCCUCGGCCACGCUGGCCACACGUACGACCCGAUCGUGCUCACCCGGCUGAGCCCGGAGAGCACGUACGAGGUGUUCCGGCGCCGGGUGUUCGGCGCCCGCGGCGACUGCCCCGGCCGGUACAAGUCGAGGUACUACCAGGACGUGUUCCGGAUCACGCGCGGCCUGCCGCUGUCGAUCGUCGUCCUCGCCGGGAUCCUGCGGUCCAAGGAGCUGCCGGCGGAGUGGGACGAGGUGAUGGCGCAGCUGGCCCCGCCGGCCCGCGAGCAGCAGCACAGGGGCGGCGGCGGCAGCAGCAGCAACAGCUGGCCCCGGAUCAUGUCGCGGGCCUUCGACGACCUGCCGCACCACCUCAAGUCGUGCUUCCUCUACCUGGCGGCGAUGCGGGAGAGCACGCCGGUGGACGCGCAGCGCCUGGUGCGUCUGUGGGUGGCCGAGGGGUUCGUGCGCCCGCGCCGCGGGAGCACCAUGGAGGAGGUCGGGCAGGGGUACCUCAAGGAGCUCAUCUCCCGGUGCAUGGUGCAGCUGGUGGACAAGGACGACUUCGGCGCCGUGCAGACGGUGGUGGUGCACGACCGCCUGCACGCCUUCGCGCAGGACGAGGCGCAGGAGGCCAGCUUCAUCGAGAGCCACGACAGCACCGACGUGCUCGCGCCGGCCACCGUGCGCCGCCUCGCCGUCCUCAACUCCACCAUGGACAGGUACGUGCAGCUCAGCAACGCGCUCCCCAAGCUGCGCUCCAUCAUCUGCGACUUCGUCGAGGUUCGCCGAGUCAGGUCGUCCAGCAACAUCAUCCACACCAGCGACCUGGGAUUCCUCCAUGCUUCCAAGUUCCUCCGUGUCAUUGACAUCCAGGGACUCGAGCUCAAGAAGCUCCCAAACGAGAUCGGCUCCAUGAUCCACAUCAGAUACCUGGGCCUCCAUUGCGGCGACCUGGAGAAGCUCCCGAGCACCAUAGGCAACCUUGUCAACCUGCAGUCGCUCAUCCUCGGCGGCCGGCGCGUCCUGGAGGUGCCCGCAGCGUUCUGGAGGAUCCCCACGCUGCGGCACGUUGUUGCCCUGUUCACUCUGCCGAGCAGAGCCCUGGGCGACCUGCACAGCCUCCAGACGCUCCACGGCGUGCAUCCCCGCGGGUGGGGCGGCGACUACAACCCGCUGGGGAAGGCCGCCAACCUCCGGUCGCUGGAGCUCGGCGAGCUGACCGCCGAACACGCCGAUGCGCUCGAGGCCGCGCUGGAGAGCCUCGACCUCCUGGAGCACCUGGAGCUGCGAGGCGACCCGCUGCCGUCGAGCGUGUUCAGUAUCCCGAACCUCCGCCGGCUGCAGAGCCUGAAGCUGUUUGGCGCCAUGGAUGCUCCGGAGGGGCCUAGAGGCGCGGAGGACGUCCGGUACAUCCGGCCGAACCUGACCAGGCUGUCGAUGUGGAACACCGAGGUGGGGCAGAAGUUCGUGGACAUGCUUGCCGAGCUGCCGAGCCUGGCCGAGCUGACAAUGAUGUUCGACGCCUACGACGGCGAUCGGCUGGCGUUCAUGGAGACUGGGUUCCCGAGGCUGCACAAGCUGAAGCUAGGCCUAACGAAGCUGGAGGAGUGGACGGUGAGCCCAGAGUCCAUGCCGGGGCUCGCCAUGCUGACGCUGUGCCGGUGCGCCAAAAUGCGGAUGCUCCCGGAGGCGCUCGCCGGGAUGACGGAGCUGGAGGAGGUGGUGCUGUACAGCAUGCCCGACAUCGUGGACAGGAUCAAGGAGGGCGAAGGCCAGGAUUACCACAAGGUCAAGCACGUUCCCGUCAUACAGACUAUAUACUGAUCAUCACCAUCUGGCGAGUGGUGAUGCAUGGCUUGUUGUCAGCACUGCUUCAACUCAUGAACGACUAUGAUGAUACGAAGAAGCGAGGACAUUGCAGUUCGAGUGUUAAAUAAUGUCACUCUGUAGUGUGUAGACAUAUUAGGGGCCAUUUGGAAUUUGUUCAAGGUUUGCCACCCUAUUUAGGCACUUAGAUUGGGCUAUUUGAUCCAUGCCAAUUAUAAUUUUUGUGUUUUUAGGAUAUGCCAUUACUCUUUGUCUUACCAUUAGACUAUCUCUAACAAUAUGACCUUAAACUCGAGACCCAUUGUAAGAUAUAGGUCAUGCUGUGCAAGAGAGUUCCAUAUCUAAAAGUUUCUUUCUCCAA
Messenger RNA from Sorghum bicolor (sorghum), 3617 nucleotides. RefSeq names its product disease resistance protein RPP13. The transcript is spliced from 3 exons. Gene Ontology annotation, molecular function: ADP binding. Bases 446 to 3253 code for a protein of 935 amino acids. Gene Ontology annotation, biological process: defense response to other organism. Lineage: Eukaryota; Viridiplantae; Streptophyta; Magnoliopsida; Poales; Poaceae. The record is from RefSeq and is a predicted model, not a curated record.